Pipistrellus kuhlii (Kuhl's pipistrelle) is the source of this 5752-nucleotide messenger RNA. Its product is annotated as KIAA1755 ortholog. The record is from RefSeq and is a predicted model, not a curated record. The coding region runs from base 129 to 3731 and encodes 1200 amino acids. The transcript is spliced from 14 exons. Lineage: Eukaryota; Metazoa; Chordata; Mammalia; Chiroptera; Vespertilionidae.
GCUGGGACUGGCGCCCCGGGCCAGCCCGCUCCAGUGCUAGGCGGGGGGCCGGUCUGCACCCGACAGACGGACCCGCGGACGUUGGACGGACCCGGCGCCCAGGAGAGAAGUCGCCCCCGCCUGUCACCAUGGACCCCCCAUCCCUGGACGCAGCCAUCCAGAACGCCCUGGCAGGUCUCUACCCUCCUUUUGAGGCCACAGCGCCCACUGUCCUGGGGCAGGUGUUCCACCUCCUGGACGCUGACUUCCGAGGGGACGGGCUGAGCUUCCUUCUGGAUUUCCUGAUCCCUGCCAAGCGCCUGUGCGAGCAAGUCCGAGAAGCAGCCUGUGCCCCCUACACACACUGCCUCUUCCUGCAUCAGGGCUGGCCGCUGUGCCUGCAGGACAAGGUUGUGGCCCACCUGGCCCCCCUCAACCCCCUCUUACUGCGCCCGGGUGACUUCUACCUUCAAGUUGAGCCUCAGGAGGAGCAGUCUGUCUGCAUCAUGAUCAAGUGCCUCUCGUUAGACCUCCGCACAGUGGACACGAAGCCUGUUCCCGCGUCAGCCUACCCGACACUGUUCACCCAGGAGUGGCUGGAGGCCUUCAACAGUGACUUUGAAGGAAGCCCCCUGCACAACUGCCUGGUAGCUUCAGAAGAGGGGAUUGUUCCUGUGCCCUGGACCAAGAUAACUAGCCCAGAGUUUGUGGAUGACAAACCCCAGGCAGGGACUGUUCUCUUUCCGACUUGGGGUUCCCUUCAAUUAGAGGCCCUGGAUUUGAGUGGCCCCCAAGAGCUGCAUCAGGCCAGGUCCCCAGGCAGCCAGGUGCUGCUUGGCCAGAGCUUGGCCAAGGGUAAGGACAAGACACCUGAGAUUAAGUACCCUGGACUUAUCAAGGUGGAGCAAGCCAGGCCUGGGGAGGCGGCCUUCAGGAUGGACGAUGUGGCCAGCCAGAACUUAGAGGGAGAGUAUGUGGCUCUCCUGGACUUUUCCCAAGAGAGCAGAGGCGAGCCUGUGAGUAGGGAGGUGGACACACCCCACAGCUGUCCUAUUGGGUCACUGGAGGAGCUAUCUGGAACUAAAGAAAUCUUUUCGCCCCAAGGGAGGCUGUCUCUCUCAGGGGCCAGUGGGAGACCUCCCCUGAGAAAGUGUGCUUGUGCAAAGCCAGCAAGCUUGGAGGAAGAUCCCUACAUUUUGAGCUUGAAGAGAAAGGUUGACCAUAAAGCCCCCUCCCACAACGUAGAAUGCCAGCCCCAGGAGCCCUACCUCAACGCCCUUGAGAACCCACUGCACUGUGCCUCUGGCCUCAGGACAGAUGUCUCAGAAGAGUCCGCUGGCUCCAAGAUGCAGGGACCUCUGGGAAACCCAGAGAAUGUGGUCCAGCUCAGGCCUGGGCAGAAACAAGCAUCCUGUCCCCAGCUGUGCCCAGCUUGCCCUUCUGCUGCGCCAGCCCUUGAAACCAAGAUGGGAGAGAGGACCAAACAGGGAAGUGGGAGGUCUCCCAAGCCCAUGACUGGCCCUGGCCGAAACACCUCCUCUCCCAGAUCCCCAUCGCUCGGACUCAAAUUCUUAUUCUUGAAGGGGCAGAGGCAAGCUCCCGGGCCCCCGGAGAGAGCCUCGCUCCAGCAUAACGGGCCCUGGAAGGUCUUGUGUUCACUCUACUCUCCCAAACCCAACCGAGCCAAGUGCUUGGAGAAAGCUGGAACAACUCACACCAAAACAUCUGGCCCAGCUGCUGACUCAGGCCCACGGGCUGGAGGAAAGGCUGAUUUCCCAGAAGCUUCUUCAGAAAGAGGCCCCACUCUGGAUGAGGAGCCACCAGGGCCUGAGCCCCGGAUCGGGGCUCUGAGUACGGAGAUCAUCCACUCCCGGAUAGCGUGCCUGCCAGGUGGUCGGGACAGGGCUGGGCGGCCCCUGCUUCUGCUGUCAACUACCCAGAAGGCUUGGGAGGCACCAUGGUGCACAGCCUCUGAGGUCACCAAGCUGCUCUCCUACCUGUGCACUGUCCCCAGGCCAGAAGACAAAACCAAGGGGCUGGCGGUGGUGAUCGAUGCCAGGAAGCAGCCUCUACACCCAGUCCUGGUUGAUGCCUUGAAAGCCACCCAGGCUCUGGACCCAGCCUCCAUCCACGUCAUGCUCUUCCUGGGGGAGAAGGAGACUGCUCUUCUACUGGAGACAUUACCUGACGUCCAGGUGGAGAUGCUGACCUCCCUGAAGGCCCUCAGCCACCACGUGGACCCCAGCCAGAUGCCCGCGGCCCUGGACGGCUCCUUCCCCUACUGCCACAGCGAGUGGGUGCAAUUCUUCCAGAAGUCAGACCCUUUCCUUGCUGACCUCCGCCAGGCCUCCUCCCUGCUCCAGGCCUCCAUCAAGGAGUUUGAGAAGGGUGACCCCCGUGGAGGGGCACAGGAGGCCGCCAGGCGUCUGAACAAGUCCAAGGAGCUGAUGGAGGCGGUGCUGAGGGACCCGGUUCUGCUGGGCCUCCAGCGGGAAGGCGGGGCCACCCUGGCCAGGCUGCAGCAGGAGGCCAGCAGGCUGGACUUCAACCCAGAUGUCAGGAGCCACCUGGCUGAAGCCACUGCCCUCUAUAGCCUGGUGGACGAACAGCUGCAUGUCCUGGUCACCACGUCCAACCACCUCCUGGGGAGGCUGGAGCUCCGCGUCCGCAUGGGCCGCCUGGAAGCUGCCAUCCACCAGGUCAGCAACUGGAUGGAGCAGGAAGGAAGCCGGUGUCUGCAAGCGCUGGCCCCCAAGGAUGGAAGCCUGGAGACCGUGCAGAAAGCCCACCUCGAAUUUGAGGACUUCUUCCUUCAGGCCGCAGCCCAGUACCGGCAAGGCCUGGAGCUGUCCAAGCAGGCGGCCCAGCUGGGAGCCUCUGCGGGAGGGGCCGGCGGGGCGGGCGGGGCGGAGCUCCCGGAGCUGGCCGCCUUUGCCUCCACGCAGCGGGCCUUCCAGGCCAGGCUGACCCACUUCUACAUGGCUGCUGAGCGGCAGCGCACCGACCUGGAGACGCUGCUCCAGCUCUACCACUUCUGCAAGAAGAUGGCCUGGUUCCACAUGGACUGUCAGGACCUGAUGACCCAGCUCCAGCUGGGCAAGGACCCGAAGGCCAGCCCCGGGGGCCAGCGCCGCCUCCACCGCUACCUGCAGCGCCUGUCGUCCGAGUUCCCUGCCGAGAAGCUCACGGCCAUGGGGCUGCAGGCGGCCUCGCUGAGCCGGGAGGACCUGGGCCGGGACCUGUGGGAGGAGGCCCGGGCGAGGCACGCGGAGAUCCAGACCCUCCUGAAGAAGGCACUGGCCCACUGUCCAUGCCCACUGGGCCCCGGUGCCCACCCGGCACACUGGGAACUGCAGCGGCCCGCCUCCAAGGGCCACGGUGUGAAUGGGGAAGGCACUCCCACGGGAAGGCGGGAGCCGCCCCUCCAGGACUGCCUGGGCCUGGCCCCGUCACCAAAGCCGCCCCGCUGGCCUCCGCGGGCCCAGAGAGGCGGGCAGAACAGACAUCUCCGGGCAGGCCCGCUGCCCCCGGACGCUGGCCAGGCCACAGAGGCUGGUGAAGGCAAGGGCCCUCGCGAGCCCCUUGAUCCUGCUGCCCCUGAGCGGUUCCUCACCUCCCUCUUCUCCUGGCAGCGGCUCCCCAGGCAGAGGCAGAUCCCCCACCCCACCGGGGGCAGCUCCUCCUCAGAGGGGACAGACUCACGGACGUCUCUGGAGGACUCGCCCCAGACGAGCCCCCCUGCCUCCCUCUAGCUGGGAGCAGAGCCCCCCUCCCACCCCUCGCACUGUACCAGACUCCAGGGGUGCGGGCUGGGCCUGUUGCGGAGGGACCCAGCCCAUCGGGCCUGGGCUCCUGAGCACUCACAGUGUGCAUGGCCCGAACGGAGGGGCCGAGAAUCAGCAAGCAGCAGGAAGCUCUGAGAAGUCGGGACCCUGGGAGGGCAGGGCAGGGCAGGGCACUGCAGAGCUGGGGGUGGCUCCCUCGCCCCAGUCCAGACCCCUCCAGAGGGCUCAGCCAUAGGCAGGCCACCCAGGGGCACCCAGCUUCCCCUUGGGGGACAAGGGGCAUCGCUGCCCUCACACAGAACCGUGAGAGAGAGAUUCGGGAGUGGCUUCUGGUCUCAGGAACCCACUGAACAGACCCCGCAGCAAGGAUCCAGGUGCAUGUGUGUUUGACAGUCACCCCAGGAGCCACCGGCGGAGGUGAGCCCGGGAAAGGAAUAAAGGGGGUGUUGUUGAGCAAAUCACUGCACGCAGCUCAUUGUGCCAUUGGCCUCAUCACCUGCUGGGGAGAGUUAGGGUCCCAGGGAGGGGGAGGAGGAGGGGGAGAGGGAGGGGGAAAGCCUGCUGCCUUUCCGCUCUCCAUCUUACUCAGCAGCUCCAACUGCUGCAGACCUCACGUCUCAGGAUCCCACAGCCUGGUCCUUGCCCUCCAGCGAGAGCCCUCAACUCCCUGAUGUUCUGGCUUCUCUUCUCCCCUCCCCACCACGUCUCCCCAGACACUGUCUCUCCCCCCACUCCCCCAGGCUUCACCUGUCUUCAGACUCAGUCUCUGGUGCCCAGAGUCCCAGCUUCUGCUGGUGGUAGGGACCGGACAAAGGCAGGAGCCACGUCCCCGCGCCAGCAGAUGGUGCCGAGGGAUGGGGGACAAUGGCAGAGGCCUUCACACCUGGGAUCCGAGCGGAGAAGACAGUAAGCCUUCCACCGCCCGGAGUAAGCCAGCCAGCGCCUUCCCUGAACGUCACUGCCCUGCGAGCCAGGGCCGGCCUCUGCCCCGGGACGCUUUCCCAGCACGGCCCUGCCAGCCUCGCCUGGACCUUUCCUGGCUGUGGGGAGAGGGUGCGGCACAUGUUCUCCCACAGAUGAGCCUGUGGAAGGAGAGGGAGGCAGCCCUGGAGCGGGCCCAGGAAGACGAACAGGGUUUCUCAGGAGUUGUCACAGCAGAGAGAGCCACACAAACCUCAAUGCCCAGAGUGACUGCAGGACCUUCCGAGAUUCAGGUGUGGCUUGGGGCCUGCCUGCCUCCGAGCCAGUAGCCGGGCUGAUUUAAGGCUGCUUCCACAGGAGCCCCCCUGAUCAUUGAAAUCGGACCCUCGGGGCCAUCGGUGGCUGGAAUCCGCAUUCGUACCCAUCAGCUCAGGGGUUUGCGAUGCACACAGAGCAGGGGGGCUGCUGUCUGCACACCCGGGAGGGGGGGGAAGGGAGUGGAGGGCUGAGGGCUGAGGGAGCCCCCCACCCCAAGCCAGCUCUCAUUCUUACAUUCGUCUCUCCUGCCUUCCAUCCAGACAGGCCUGAGACUGCAGGAGACAUUUGAUCAGCCAAUCUCCAUCUAGGCCCGACACCUCAGAGGGGGGCCGAAGGCUCUUAAAAUGCUGUUGCCAUAGCAACAGCAUCCAGCAAGUAGGGACCACAGGCAGGGAGCCAGGGUACCUGGGGUGCAAGGAUCGAAACUGACUUCAGAGGAGAGACUAUAGCUACUGUGAGGGAAAGGGGGGGGGGGGGCCUGAGGGAAUGAGUGAUCUGAGAAUCCUUGGGAGGGAGGGGACCCCAAAGCCAUCUUGUGCAUCCCGCUGUCUCCAAAGAGAACAGCCUGUUUACUCACAUCAGCUCCUGGGGAAAAGGGGGUCCAGAAAGGAAAUGUAAUAAUCAUAACAAAAAAGAAUGAAUCAUAAUCACAUGAAUAGCUAACCUUUAUCUGCAUUUUCCCUGUGCCCAGCAUGCUACUAAGCCCUUUAUUUUAUUUUAUUUUUUAAAUAGUUCUUUAUUGUUGAAAG